GAAGUAAUCGAGAUGAAAGUUGCUGCUUGCAGAACAUUUCCUGCCUACAAUUUUUCUUCAACCAGUUUAGUUGUCAUGUGCAAUAGUUCCCGUUUCUUUGUUGUGAACAACGUAUCCCAUCCAAAAUUUUGGCAGAGUUCCAUCAUUAACGUGUUUCUCAGCCUUAAUUAUGACUGCAACGUAAUGUUGGUUCAAGAAAUGGACGGCAUCAGGAUAUACACCCCUAAAAUUCAAGAAUUUCUGUGCGAGGUGGAAGACUGGACAUUCAGAGUUUUCGGUAUUGGAUCGCUAGAUUACGGUAGCAUUCUGCUCGAAGCAUUUUUGCACUUUCAGAACAAAAGUUUUAAGUCUUUCGAGUACAUGCAUCUGAUCGAGAAUCAUAUGAACGAGGCGAUUCAAACCUGUGUUCAAGCAGCUCUUCACUCAUUUCAGCGUCAGCAGCAAAAGAAUUUAAUGCAGGCUGCCGCCUAUGGCAAACUGUUCGUACCAGAAAGUGAUAGUACAUUCUUUUCCUCAGCUUGUCGCACACUGCGGAUUUUGAACAGCUUGCGAGACUCACACUUCGCGAUGCCUAUGACCUAUACUGAGUUCAACGCGCUUACAGUUCCUCGUUUAAUUGACCGACUGAUCAAUCGAUCAGAAUAUCCCCUGGCUAUUGCAUGUAGCAACUAUCUCAGGCUUGAUCCAAAGAUUGGCACCGAGCGCAUUCUGAUGCAGUGGGCGCGGAAGCUAUUUCAGGAUAAAUCCCGCAGUGAAACUGAUAUCGUGUCAAAACUAGAGAACAGAUUGUCGCGAAUGCCCGGUUUAUAUUAUUCAUCGAUUGCAGAAAUGGCGAUGCAGCUGGGAUUCAAAGAGUUGGCUGCGAAACUGUAUGACCGAAAGUGUUCAUCGCUGUUACUCAGUCGAACAAUGCAACUCUAUAACAAAUUACAGCUGGUCAUAUUUUCUAUAAUCGCCAUGAUUUUGGACUACGAAGCGGACACAGAAAAGCAGGUCUUCCUACUGCUCAGAUUAGGCAAAACCGAAAAGGCGCUUGCAAAUGCGUCGGAAAGUCAAAAUCCGGAAUUGAUUUACUCAGUGCUUCUUUACAUGCAGAACACAGUGGAAAGAAAAACAGACUUCAGCCUGAUUUUACGGGAAUUUCCGGUCUGCUUCAAAUACUACAAAACGUAUUUAAAAGAAGAAAAUGAAGAUAUGGCGCAUUGUGUCGCAGAGGAAACGGACGAUUUUUUCAACCAGGCAUUGUUCAACUUGAAGGAGGCUUCUGACGCAACGAUUUUUGAAGUGAACGAAAAGCUUGGGCUGCUGACGAAGACGGAGGAGUGUUUUCGAAAUGCGAAGGACGAAUUUUUUCAAAGUCAGGCAGCUGACAAUGUGAAAUUGUUAAAAACACAGGUGCAUCUGGAAGAGCGCUUUUCGGUUCCGUUUGUCGAGUGCUCUUUGCGGGACACUGUACGAUGGCUUUUGACCAACGGCGAGCAGAAGGAAGCGGAGAAACUGCGCAAGGAAUUCAAAAUUUCUGAUCAGCAGUACAUAACAGUUUCUUUUUGUCAGUACUGGUGGUGGACGAUUCAAGCCUAUGGUGAUGCAGGAUACUGGAAGGAAUUAGAAGAUUUUGCGAAAACUAAGAAAUCACCCAUUGGUUACUUACCUUUCGUGGAAAUUUUCUGCAAAUAUGAUCAAACCGCCCUUGCUGAAAGUUUAAUGCCGAAGCUUUCACAGACGGAGAAGCUGACAGCGUUGAUUGCCAUGCGGUGUUAUUCAGAAGCGGCUCGGUUGGCAUUUGAUCAGCGUGAUGUCUUCGCCAUGAACAGAAUCGUGUCUCUUAUCGGAUCGCUUGAUCGUGACGAGUUCGAAAAGGUAAUUUCUUUAAGGGAUCAACUGCUGGAAAAACUGUGACA
Messenger RNA from Soboliphyme baturini, 1901 nucleotides. The record is from the annotation of a GenBank genome assembly. Lineage: Eukaryota; Metazoa; Nematoda; Enoplea; Dioctophymatida; Soboliphymatidae.